This is a messenger RNA of Mixia osmundae IAM 14324, 4961 nucleotides long. RefSeq lists its product as uncharacterized. NCBI's taxonomy places the organism in Eukaryota, Fungi, Basidiomycota, Mixiomycetes, Mixiales, Mixiaceae. Gene Ontology annotation, biological process: transmembrane transport. Gene Ontology annotation, cellular component: membrane. Bases 39 to 4721 code for a protein of 1560 amino acids. The record is from RefSeq and is a predicted model, not a curated record. Gene Ontology annotation, molecular function: secondary active sulfate transmembrane transporter activity; hydrolase activity. The transcript has 9 exons.
CGUCAUCAGUUCGUCGUUGCGAUAAACCUGAUGCGUAGAUGAGCUACUACAUAGGCGCCUCGCCUGGUCAUCGGCGAACGGGCCUGCGAGCAAGUUUGAACACAACGCGAGGCAAAGCAGGCGCUGCUGCUUUUGUUCUAGGCUCGAUCUGGUGCACCCUCGUCCUACAGGCUCAGCACCUGCUCGACAGAGAGCGCUCCCCCCUUCGACCUGAUUUCGGCACUCAAGCGAGGGCUAGUGUUGGCAACCUCACGCUAGCGAGUGACUUCUCGACUGCGAAUGCCACCGAAGAUGCCCCGCUAACAGGAGAUCUGUCCAGCAUCCUCAAGCAUCUCGACAGCUGGGAUCCUCUGAGACCCAACUCGCUGCCCAUCACCUCCAUCGAAGUCCGAUCGUGCUAUUUCUCGCCCGAGCUCUACGAUGCCUGUCAGCCAGAAGCGACGCCGAGAGAUGAGCAGAUCUAUGGCAAGUGGGUACGAGUCAAUAAGGAUGUUAACAUCCGACGAGGCGUGUGGUACACGUAUGUGUACUAUCGCCGGCAGCAUCCCUUCAUGUCACAUCCUACCGUUCGAGAGAUGCAGCUCGUCCAGCAGGACCAUGCAGACGAGAUCACUCUGGCAAGUCAAGGCUGGACGAUGGCCCAAGGCAAUCUGCGCUCGGGCGUCUGGCCGCAGCAGAAGGGCCUCAGAAUCUGGUACUUACUCAAGCCGUACCAUAGCGACCUUAGUGACCCGCCAAUCACCGAGAUCGAUGUCCUCUACGGCGAGACCGCCAAUUCUACCUUGCCGGGCUUCACAAAGCUGUCGUCACGCAUCACAGAAUAUGAAGGUGCCAAACGCUCGGGCGUCGACCUUGUUUUCCGCAAGGGUAUCAGCACCUUACCCCGUAAACCAGACCUGACGUUCACGAGCGAUGGCAAGUUCAGAAUCAUGCAGAUUGCCGACUUGCACUUUUCGGUCGACCGAGGCACAUGUAGAGAUGUCAAUACAAAUGCGACGUGCGACGCGCGAGGCGCAGACCGGUUCACGCUGGACUGGUUGCACGAUGCAAUAGAUACAGAGCAGCCUGACCUCGUCGUCCUGUCAGGUGAUCAGCUCAACGGACAAUCGACAAGCUACGACGCCCUGAGCGUCAUAUUGAAAGUUGCAAACCUCUUUGCGCACCGCACGAUACCUUGGACUGUCGUCUUUGGCAAUCAUGACAGCGAAGCGACUGAUGCGGAUCGGGCAAUGCAAAUGAGUAUGUAUCAAGCAUUGCCCUAUUUUGUCGGCGAGGCAGGGCCAGAUCACGUCGACGGCAUUGGCAACUAUAUGUUGAGCGUACGAUCUCAUGACCAAACGAAGACUUCCUUAUUGUCACUCUACUUCCUUGACUCACACACCAAAGAGCCUGGCCUAUUCGGUCGUGGCUACCAAGCCCUCAAGCCAUCGCAACUCUCAUGGUACCGUGAUACAUCUUCGCUCGUCAAAACAAUCAUGCGUCCAUACCGUGCACCAGUCAUGGAGGACUUUCCAACUAUCACGGACGGCCGGCAACGCAAGCGUCGGUCGAGGAUCUCACGCCGGCAGUUUGAUGGCCAGACACUCAAGAAGCCCAACGCGAUGGUCUUCUUUCACAUUCCUCUCAUUGAAGCGUUCGACGAGCCCGACAAGAGCGAGAAUGGAGAGCCACUGAAGAUGGGUGUCCAACUCGAAGGCAGCGGCGCGUCCAAUACGAACUCGCAUUUCCUCACCGAAGCACUGCUCCAGCAGACUGAAUAUGGCUCAAGAGAUGCAGAAGACAUGCAAGACAUUCGAGGCGAUAUUUUGCCGGAAGCAAAGGUGCUUGUACACGGACACGAUCACAUCACUGAGAGAUGUGCACGCAUUAAGCACAUAUGGAUGUGCUUCUCAGGCGGCUCUUCGUACAGUGGCUAUGGCGCUUUCGGAUUCGACAAGCGUGUCCGCGUGUUCGACGUAAGCGACUAUGGGGAAACAAUCAAGACCUGGAAAUUCCUCGAUCUACGCGAGUCGCAAAAGACAGCCGAGCUGACGGGCGUGACCUACGUCUCUGAGAAAGAGAUCGAUGAGCUCGCCUCUGCCGAUAACCGCGAGCACGAGGCGGAAGCAAACGAUGUCAAACUGACCGAUCCGCCGCCAGUCCUGGCAGAGAUCCCCGCUGGCUCGCCCCCCGUCGCCAUAGCGCCCUACACGCCCAACCUGGCCGACGGCACGGUCCAUAUUGCGCCGAACGUGCCCUUACUUGCGGACGAUCAUCUGGACCGGCGCGCAAAGGAAGAGACAAUCAUUGCGUCUGUUCUGGAUGCCUACAAGAAUCUCAAUGGCAGACGGCUCGAUGAGGUGAUUCUAGUGGGCGAGAACGCCGAGCGUCAGCUUGCCAUCAUGUCGAAAACGAAGGACUUGCUGCGAAAGACGCUCCAUAUUGAGCCGACCGAGCCUCAAGAGGCACGAGUCACUCGCGGCGAAUCGAUUGCUAGCCGAGAUGACAUCGACCCUUAUCUCGAGACUGAUCCCACUGUGAGCGGCUGGAUCAAGGACCACACGCCUGGCAAACGCGAAGUCAAAGAGUACAUACUGUCGCUCUUUCCUUUCGUCGAAUGGCUUCCCCGAUACAAUACUACUUGGCUCAUCGGAGAUCUGAUCGCUGGCAUCACUGUCGGCGCCGUCGUCGUGCCUCAGGGCAUGGCAUACGCCAAGCUUGCCCAGCUUCCGGUUCAAUACGGUCUUUACUCCUCGUUCGUCGGUGUCUUGAUCUACUGGUUCUUCGCGACCUCCAAAGAUAUCACGAUCGGACCAGUUGCAGUCAUGUCGCAGCUCGUCGGAAAUAUUGUCAUCCAGGUUCAGCAGACGAGACCCGAUAUCCCAGGCUAUCAGAUCGGAUCUGCGCUUGCUGUUCUCGCGGGCGCAUUCGUAUUCGUGCUCGGCAUCUUACGUCUCGGCUUCAUUGUCGACUUUAUUCCGUUGCCUGCCAUCGCCGCUUUCAUGACAGGUUCGGCGCUCAGUAUCGCCUCUGGCCAGGUCGUCACAAUGAUGGGUCUGUCUGGCGUCGCCAACAGAGGACCAACCUAUCAGAUCGUCAUACACAUCCUCAAGCAUCUCGGCCGCACACAUCUCGAUGCCGCGAUCGGCUUGACUGCAUUGCUGAUGCUGUAUCUGAUCCGCUACUUCGCCGCCUUCAUUGGCCGACGCGCACCGCGCUACCAGCGACUGAUGUUCUUCGUCUCUACGCUGCGCACGGUCUUUGUCAUUCUGCUCUACACUCUCAUCUCUUGGCUCGUCAAUCGCCAUCACAACGCAAAGACGACCGAUCACAAGUGGGCUAUCCUCGGCAGUGUACCCCGAGGCUUCAAGCAAAUGGGUGCGCCCGUCAUGACGCACGAGCUCAUCUCGCUCUUUGCCGAUCAACUACCCGCCACUGUCAUUGUGCUUCUCAUCGAGCAUAUCGCGAUUGCCAAAUCGUUCGGUCGAGUUAACAAUUAUGUCAUCAACCCUUCGCAGGAACUCAUCGCGAUUGGCAUCACAAAUCUCUUCGGUCCCUUCUUCGGCGCUUACCCAGCUACGGGCUCUUUCUCGCGUACUGCCAUCAAGUCGAAAGCAGGCGUCCGCACGCCGCUUGCUGGCCUGAUCACCGCCAUUGUGGUUCUGCUCGCUCUGUACGCCCUUCCGGCAGUCUUCUUCUGGAUUCCCAACGCGGUGCUCGCUGCUGUCAUCAUUCACGCUGUUCUUGAUCUGAUCACGCCUCCCAGCGUUGUCUGGGGCUUCUGGCUUGUCUCGCCUCUCGAGGUGGUUAUCUACUUUGCCGGCGUCCUUGUGACCGUCUUCAGCUCGAUCGAGAACGGCAUCUAUGUCGCCAUUGCUUCUUCGGGCGGUCUUUUGCUCUACCGCAUCGCAAAGGCACACGGUCAGCUGUUGGGUCGUAUCCGCGUGACUACUGUCAACGGUCAGGAUUCACGCAACAUCUACUUGCCCCUCGAUCACGUCGAUGGCUCCAAUCCUGCGGUCGAUCUUGAGGCGCCCGCUCCUGGUGUCUUUGUUUACCGCCUGACAUCCGACUUCCUCUACCCCAAUGGGUAUCAUUACACCGAUGAGCUUCUUGCUCAGAUCUUCAGUCUCACCAAGCGCGCCGAUGUUGGCACAAUCCCAAAGCUUGGCGAUCGCCCUUGGAAUAUGCCUGGCCCGCGUCACAUUGACGAGCAAGCGAUUCGCGAGGACAGUCGUCCUACGCUCAAGGCACUCAUUCUCGACUUUACGAAUGUCACCCACAUUGACGUUACCGCUCUCCAAAUUCUUGUCGACGUUCGCGAUCAGCUCAAUCGCUAUGCUGCGCCCGAGCUUGUGCCGAUUCACUUUGCGUCUGUCAAGUCUCGAUGGGCUAAGCGAGCUCUCGCGGCGUUUGGCUUUGGCAAGCCCUAUAACGAUGACGUUCGCAACGUCUUCAGCAUUAGCGAAGUCGGAACAGCCAAGGGUCAGAAUCUGGGACCUGCAGCCAGUCGACCUCAUGACACUGAGCAAGGCAUCUCGACUAUGCGAGACGAGGCUGUCACUUCCAGAGGCUUGCCAUUGCUGUCUUCUGAUCGACCACUGUUCCAUGCUGAUCUGGAUGAGGCACUUGCCCAAGUCCUCGACAACCUUGGUCUAGCGAACGAUCAGAGUGGAUACGGAGCCGAUUACAAGGAGAAAGAUAUCUCUCCGCCCGAAUCCGCCGCUGGAAUUCACUACUAGAUCCAGCAGCUGUUGCAAUACUAGAUCAUAAAUCCUGGCACCCAUCAAGUCAGAUAACAUACUAGCUCAGCCGGCCUACGCGAGUGAGACUCAUGGCUUUGCACGGGCACCAUCAUACAAGGUAUUCUUGACAAUGUCUUCCGCAUCGUCAGGACUCCGGAAUACACAGAAAGAAAUAAAAGGGUAGAUAGUCGCGGUGAUCAAUGGCAUUGUAAGACCAGAUGCAAACUUGUAGGGUUU